GCUCAGAUCAACGCCAACAGCCGGGCCGGACGGGAAGGAGAACUUCUCGUCAAACUUUUCCUCCGAAUAUCCAUUCCCCUGUUGCUGGUUUCUGCGUCCCCUUUUGGGAGUCGCGUCGCCAUAGGCCACAACCACACUCGCAGAAAGGAUUUUAUCCUCCCAAAGAGCAACGAGCAGAGAGAGAGAGAGAGAGAGAGAGAGAGAGAUUUUGCAUGGUUCGUGGCGCCGAGGAGCUCGUUAAAUAUGGACAUGCUGGAUCACUCGGACGAUGAGGAGGAGCAGGGACGGCACGCUACCAGCAGCAGCAGCGGCAGGAGGCCAGGCUCCAGGUUCGGCGCGCGGCGGCAGAAGCGGAGGCCCGGCGGCAGCGAUCAGCACCGGCUGCUCAUGGACAGCGUCGGCGGCAGCGGCGGCGACGGGGACGGCGCGUCGGAGGAGACCGUGCCGCUGCCGGACUACGAGCGCCUGUCCCAGUCGGCGCGCCUCCCCGACGACCCUCUUGACGACGAUGCCAAGAACCCGCCGCCGGCUCCGCUGGCGCCGGAGCAGCCGCAGAAGACGCCGGCCAAGCAGGGGGCGUCCCCGCCGCAGCCGCCUCCUCCUCCGCCGCCGGCAACGCAGCCGCAGCAGCAGAAGCCGGCGGCGUGGAGGCUGAUCGAGUAUGUGCGGUCCAGGCACAAGUCAGGCGGCGCCGGGGCCGCUGCCGGGUGCGGCGCCGCGUCGGAUGGCGAUUCGAGGAGCUCUGAGGAUGGCGACGACGGCGGCGAGGGAAAGAAGGACAAGGCUAAGAAGAAGAAGCGGUCGUCGUGGCUGCCGGACCCCGACCGCCGGUGGCCGGUGCAGGGCUUCUACUAGCCGCGAGCUUGCGUACGCCGAGGGCAUCCCUCUUCGCAGUCUCCCCUAGUCGGUAAAAGUAAAAUCGUUAAAAGUCAUGACGCGUAUCUGACUCAUGCAUUGGUCCAGUUUUUGUCUUUUCAUUUUCCUUCGUCUCGUUGUGAGUUUGCAAUGCCAAUGCAUGGAGAAAAUUGACGAGGACAAACUUGGCGUGCCUUUGGGCUUUUGACAUGUACGACAACAAUGUAAUAAUCUUCGAGGAAUGUCAGGCGUUACCUUUUUUUCCACGAGAAAAUUCCUAUUAUACCAUUAAAUAUAUGCCAUCCAAAUGUAGUUCA
Molecule: messenger RNA, 1172 nt
Organism: Setaria italica (foxtail millet)
Lineage: Eukaryota; Viridiplantae; Streptophyta; Magnoliopsida; Poales; Poaceae
Product: proline-rich protein 12
Exons: 1
Coding region: 244-855 (203 amino acids)
Source: RefSeq, a predicted model, not a curated record